Molecule: messenger RNA, 249 nt
Organism: Chlorella variabilis
Lineage: Eukaryota; Viridiplantae; Chlorophyta; Trebouxiophyceae; Chlorellales; Chlorellaceae
Product: expressed protein
Exons: 3
Coding region: 1-249 (82 amino acids)
Source: RefSeq, a predicted model, not a curated record
AUGUGUGUGGAGACCAAGAGCAGGCCUGUGCAGGUGCCGGCGGCGGUGGCGGCGGCAACGCACCUCGCCCGUGGCGCCAGCAGCAGCGCCGCAGGCCUGGGCAGCGGCAGCCCCGCCUGCCCCUCCUGCGGUUCCACCAUGGUCGGCCAGGGCCUGGCGAGUGCCGCCUCCGGCCCAGCCAAGUUCAAGUUUUACUGGUGCAGCGCAUGCAAAGUAUGUGUGCUGUCUGGUGUCCCCGGCAUUGCGUGA